UGGUGUCAAUGAACUACUCAACGUGUCUGUUAAAGGCGCGUGGCGACUGAAGCAAAAAAGUGUGCCCAUUCUAGCUAACUGGCUUGGUUCCUCGCUCAGUUUGUCGUUUCCCAAAGCGCCUUCAUUCUUAAAUGUUCCUAGUGUUAUGGAGCAUAUUAACGAAGAAACAUUCUGGAAUACUAUAAGUUCCACACUGACUCCUGCAAGACUACAAGGCAUACUGAACAUGAAGAAUAUCGACAUGAAGGGCGACCUCACCAACAUGUUGGAUUGCACAAAACAAUUUGUGUUGACAGCUGAAGGCGUAACAGAGACGGAACUGUUGGAAACAAUGGUUACUCGAUUUUUCUUACACGUUCGUCUCACACCUCCUGAAGCACGGACAUCUAUUGUUUGUGACGUGAUUUCUUCUACUGUGAUAUAUGAAGAUCGAGACGGGCCUACAACCGUCGUCACGACGUCCUCUUCCGCUUCUCCAACUUUGUCGAUGACAAACACCGUCUAUACCAUCAGCUCACAGUCGGACAUUUCUACAUCUGCAACCACUCCAAUGUUGGAAACGGACAUACACAGGCAUAUUCAUUCAACCGAAGCUGCAAAAGCAAUUCCAAGUAGCUCGUAUGCUGCUGAUUCUCAAACGAGAACGACUACAAUGAAAUCUGUAGUAAUUCAUUCUACUGCUGACACGGACACCAACAAAGACGAUGUCAAGUAUCUGUCUAGUCGUCCUUCAAGCUCAAACUAUCACGAAGAAAAUACUGCUACAAGCGCAACAAAACCAAAAGAAAGUGGUACUAGCGCAACAAAACCAGAAGAAAGUGCUACAGACACAACACAACCAGAAGAAAGUGUUACUAGUUCAACAAAACCAGCAUUUUUAACCACCAUGGAUAGCAGCACAACCACUGACUCGCCGUUAGAACUGGUCACUAGGGACUUCAGGCUAAAGAGAUCUGCCAAUGGAAAUAGUGGUUCUGCACUACAGGAGAUCACUGCAAUUUUAGUAAGUGAAAUAGAUUCUGGCUCUUCUGCAUUUAGCAGUCUUAUUAACAGUUAUAUUGGCAUUGAUAUUUCUACGCUCAAACUUACAACGUCAAUUCAACUUGAAGGUAUUCUGGUCGUCUCAUCAGUUUCUGUCAGCAAGCAAAAAAUUACAGAAUUGAACAUCAAUCCACUUGCUUCACACUGUGGCGGUAUCAAACAAGGUCUGACCGCAAUCGUUUCCAUCAACUUGGCUUCUAAAUCAAGUACGAUAUUUGAGAUUUACUGGGAUGAAACAAUAAAAACAAGAGUGUGUUCUGGUGGAUUGUCACUACCAUCACCCAUCCCUUUCAUUACGUCGUUCUUUCCAUUAAAGUUGCCAUCAUUAAAUUCUCUCUUGUCUGUGUUAAACAAAUUGCGCAUUACAGUUCCAGAGCCAACUGACCUAAGAUAUUUGAUUGGAGACAAAGUAGUUGUGUUUGAUUUCCUUGUCGACAAAGUGCUUGAUCUAAUACCGAGUCUGGCACAAGUGUCUCUCACCAAUUUUCAAGUAAAAGUUCCUCUUCAAGACAUAAGCCUUCCUUCGUUGACAGCCUUGAGUAGCUGGAAUUUGGGAUCAUUUAGUUGGCAAGGCGUAUCUUUCUCUGUAAGAGAUUACAUUCCUCAAGUGAAAUGGACUGCCCAAAUACUAAACAUCGCUGACUUUCUGUCCAACUUGAAAUUGAGCUUUCUUCCAAAGCCAUUGCUCGUACCACUCAAAGCUGCUAAUUUUCUUGACUUUGACAUCGACAAUCCUUCUAUUUCGCUCACGUUUUCUGACUUUCCUUCCACAUUCCGUUUGCAAUUGCAAGGAUUAGCUAUCUUCAACGGAUGGAGUAUCGAAACUGAGGGUUUAGUAAGCAGAGUUACCUCAAACUAUGCGCUUGCACUAGGAAUAGUGGCGAAAGACGUCAGUCUUGCAGAUUUGCUUACCACGUUAUUUGGCCUCAAAUUGUUAAAUCUAAUACCUUUCUUCAAAACGAGUUUCACAAUAGGAAUUGUGGUAUCGGAUGUCAAUAUUCCUGACCUUACAUUUGACAACGAACUCUUGAGUAAGGUCAGUACUAUUCCUGGUGUCUCUCUCGUCGCUCCUUUCAAGUUGCCAUCUACUUGUGAUAUCGAUCUAUUGUGUAAAUUUGCAAAACAGGUUUUACCCGACGGUCUCAUUUUAACCGGCGACAUUUCAUCUCUUGACAAGCUAGUGUUGACUGUUCCUAUAGGAGACAUAUCGUUUGGAUUGAAACUAAAAAAGGUGUCCCUAGAAUUCAAGUUGGACGGACCGUUCUCUCUCAUUCCACAACACACGAUAGGAAUGUCUGCAGAGCUAGAACUCGAUAUAUUUGGUAAGAAAUUUCAGUUCAAAGGAAGCAUUAGACAAGGUCAGGUUCGUCUUGAACUAGAAAUGAAGAUGAUUGGAUGGUGGACACCUUUACCAUUCUUGUCAUUGGGGGAUGGUCUUCUAGGACUUGGAGUUAACCCUCCCUCACUAUUACCUACACUAAUUCAAAUAGAACUCGACAUCAAAAUUGGAAUAAUCGGUAAUGGGAAGGAGAUUCGAACUACCGUAGCCAUGCGUUUAGAUUUACAAAACCCGGUGAAAAAUUACUAUUACGGACAUAUUUCAAAAUUUACAUUAAGCGCCCUAUUGAAUGCGUUUGAUGUCAGCUUGCCGAUUCCUCCGAUUAUCGGCGACAUGGGAUUCCCAAACGGACUCCACGUAUCAUUCAGCUCGUCUCCACUACCCAUCCGUAUCCUACGCAGCGACAAUAACAUUAUAAUUCCAACAGGAUAUUCAUUCUCUGGCACACUCAAUUUCCUGGGUUUACAAAUGUUCGCAAAAAUAUCACUCACUCCAUUGUCUUAUCCUAUAGAAGCUUGUUUGGAAUCAAAAAUUAUACUACCGCUUGGCCUUGUUGAGCUCUCCAGAUCAAGUAGCAAUCGUAAUGCAGGACCCUGUUUGAAGGCGACCAUUGACUUUACAAGUGACUUAAAUAUUGAUGUGUGUCUGAAUGGAUAUAUAUCUUUGUUCAGAGGUGCUUUGACAAAAGAAAUCAAGUUGGUUAUCACAGAAAAUAAAAUAGAAGCUCAGUUUUCAGCUAAACUUUUUCAAUAUAACCUAAACAUCAUAUUAACAGGUGCCUAUGGCAACCUGCUGGCAACAAAAUUUAGAGUAGCCGCUCAUGUAACAACCGAUAUACUAGGAAGGAUUGGAAGAGGCGUCAAGGACAUACUUCGUUCUGCAGGUGAUAAAGCAAACAGUGUGGUGAAUGGCUUGCAAAGCACACUUGACGCUGCGAAGGCUGUUUUCGACAAAGCAAACAGUUUUCUGAGUGCCAGGCAAAAUGACCUCCAUAAUGCGGAAAGGAAGCUUGCAGGUCCCAAACGAGUAUUAGAUAGUGCACAACGAAAAGUGGACGGUCUGUGCAAGAUACGUUCCUGCUCGUCAGCUUGUGUUGGCUGCCCUGGAUGGAAUGGCUGUUGUUUCAAAGUGUGGGGAAAGUGCGUCGGCUGUCCCAGUUGGCGCAGUUGUUGCUUUAGAGUGAGUGAUCCGAUAUGCUCGGGAGCAAACGUUCUUUGCCGCACUGUCCGAUCGGCGGCUAACCUUGCUUUGGCAGGUGCAAAGGUAGCGUAUAAUGCCGUUCUGUCUCCAUUUAGAGUUGCUGAACUCGCAUUAGAGGGGGCAAAGGUAGCUCUCAAAGCGGCAAAACUUCCCUUCGAUGCAGCAAAACGUGCACUUGAAUUGGGUCGACAAGCAAUGGCGGUCGGAUUAAAAGCAGUUGAACUUUUGGCCGGUUUUGUAUUGGGUGAAGCCGUCGACGUCAAAUCCAUAAAGUUGGAGGCAGGUGUUGAUCAGCUUGAUCUAAGCUCCGUGUCGGCAAGGGUCCAAGUAACAUUUUUUGGUCGCAGUAAAACGAUCUCCGUCUCUUUAAAUCUCAAAUCAAUGAACAUCAUCUCGCUUUUAGCUGAAGAGGCUCUACCGGGAGUGAUUAACUUUCGUCGACGAAGAAGUGUCAGAAGCAAUGCAUACGAAGUUUUUUCUCAGUUCUUACAAACGUCAGCGCAUCAUCUUAGAAAAAAGAAAGAACUUGCAACACUAUAUAUAGACAUCCCAAACAACAAUGAUUACCUACCAUCGCCGAGCCCACAUUCAUCUGUUGCUACAAUCGCAAACAGGAAAAUAUUGCAAAUAUUGAAUGAAACUCGCAAUCAGUUUGCUCUUGAAAGACAUCAAGUUAGGCAACAGACAGUAGAUCAGUUAUCAGAAGCCACUAAUCAUUUGGCUGUUUCUUGGAAUAAAUCUGCAAACCCUGAAAUGAACGUAUCAUCUACAAAACUCAACAAAACUCUGCAAACAAACCCUGGAAAAGACAAAUGUACUACACUAACGCUCCUCACAAGACUGACGAAGACUUUCUCCACACAUCUGUGGAAUGUGUAUAGAGAGUGGAAAUACUCGGUCUCCCAAUUCAGCACUGAAGUUCGUCAACAUCACCUUGAAACUUUCCAACUCAAACAUUUGAAAGAGAAUUUAACUUUCACCGUGGCAUCAGAAAUAGAAAACUUAGAAAGCUACUCAGAAGGGCAUACAGAAAUCAUGGAACAAUUUCGGAAAGACGCCAAAGAAGAAGAUGUGCUAUUGGAUGAUGUGACAAAAGAGAUCCUGGCUUGGGAUAAUGCAGUUGGCGGUACGCUAACGCAACUGAAUCAAAUUGGAGGCCAGCAGUUGCUCAAGACAAUUGAUUCAAGCUUUCGCGAUGAAACAGGAAUGACAUUCGUAUUGUACCUACAACAACAGCUACAAAAGCUAGACAAUAGCUUGACUGUAUGGAAAAUCACUACGAUAACGAAACAGCUGAGCAAAAAAUCGCUAACAAAAAUGACAACUCUAACUGCCAUAAUGACGACAAAAAUCAGGCAACUGGAAAAGAACAUGAAAUGCCGUCGUAGACGUCGCCCAUAACAACACACCAAUAAACCGAAGGAAAACAACAUAUGACUGCAUCCAGAGAUGGUGCUUAACUGUGUUUUCAUUCACAAUUGCUUUCUUUAGUAAUAUAUCGGCAUGGUACGUGAUUUCUUUCUCAAACACUCUGUAUGCCCGGUUACCAGCCGUAUAGAUAUGAAUAACGAUUGGUAUUGCGUUAAGCUGUCCUGUUAUGCGAGUCUUGAAUAGCACAGCUAAAUAAGUGUA
Molecule: messenger RNA, 5212 nt
Organism: Corticium candelabrum
Lineage: Eukaryota; Metazoa; Porifera; Homoscleromorpha; Homosclerophorida; Plakinidae
Exons: 9
Coding region: 146-4981 (1611 amino acids)
Source: RefSeq, a predicted model, not a curated record